UCUCUCUCUCUCUCUCUCUCUAAUGGCGGAUUUCCCUCCCAACUUAGAUGACGGAGAGCUCUAUCUGCCCUCUGACAUCUUCCCAAAAGAGAUUCCACCCAACUUCACUACUCCCGACGUGUUCCCGUCCGAGCUCACCUACAUGGAAGACCUCUCCCAACAGCUCUCCUCCUUCAACCGCCCAACCCCCCAACCACCCUUACCUCCUUUACUGCAGCAGUUCCGGCCGGUUCAGCGUGUUCAAACCGGUUUUUGCUCCGGGCCUGGCGGGUUUCCUUGUGCUCACUGCGGCCAUCCAAGUGUUCGUGGAUUCUCUGCUGAUUACAGACCCGGUUACCAGUUCCAACCGGCUAAGCCGCCUCCGGCCCAGUUGGAGCGGUUUGUGCAGGGAAGAGGGAGGGCUUUCCAGGGGCAGACCCGAUUUUUGCCGGUUCGGGUUAGCGGUUCGGGUCCGGCUGGGACCGGAGUUUUUCUUCCUCGGGUUUUUAAUGCUGACAUGAGAAAGAAAGAUGGCAUGAGAAGUGGAGAACAGAAACAACCCAUGAGAAAUGUGGGUUUGGGAAAACAGGUCACUAAAUUUCAACAUCCAUACGAGAAGGUUCUGCCUCAGGACUGGACUUACUGACCAUUCUACUAUAAAAAAAAAAAAAAAAUACCCUUUUUCUGGUAAAGUGGAUCAGCUGUCUUGAAGAAUAAGAUGAAAAAAGAAAUGAAAUAAUAAUAAUAAUAAUGUGUUUUGAUGCAUCUAUGUUUAAAAAAAAAAAAAUUGGUGAAACUGGUGUUAAGGAAAAGAAAGCUGAAGUGUUGAACUUCAAGGAGUUAUUUUCUUUUUCUUUUUCUUUUUCUUUUUUUCUUCUUCCUAUUUUCCUCUUUAGAUUAACAUGGCCACCUGGAGUUUGUGAAGAUAGGGAUACAUUUGGUGGGCCACCAUACAAAUGGACUCUUUAGCUGUCCACUCAUAAAGCGUCCUUCCAAAGGAUUGCUACCAGAGUAGUAAGCACAGCUGAUAGUCAGUUUUUCCCA
This is a messenger RNA of Magnolia sinica, 1023 nucleotides long. RefSeq lists its product as uncharacterized. Bases 23 to 625 code for a protein of 200 amino acids. The record is from RefSeq and is a predicted model, not a curated record. NCBI's taxonomy places the organism in Eukaryota, Viridiplantae, Streptophyta, Magnoliopsida, Magnoliales, Magnoliaceae. The transcript is spliced from 4 exons.